This is a messenger RNA of Heterostelium album PN500, 3174 nucleotides long. RefSeq names its product putative transport protein (gene sec24). The record is from RefSeq and is a predicted model, not a curated record. Lineage: Eukaryota; Evosea; Eumycetozoa; Acytosteliales; Acytosteliaceae. Gene Ontology annotation, cellular component: COPII vesicle coat; endoplasmic reticulum exit site. Bases 1 to 3174 code for a protein of 1057 amino acids. Gene Ontology annotation, biological process: endoplasmic reticulum to Golgi vesicle-mediated transport; COPII-coated vesicle cargo loading; intracellular protein transport. The transcript has 5 exons. Gene Ontology annotation, molecular function: zinc ion binding; SNARE binding.
AUGUCGAAAAGAGUAUAUCCUACAGAUCCAAACAAUAUGUUGGUUCAACAGCAGCAGCAGCAGCAGCAGCAGCAACAACAGCAAAUGCAAGGUGGUGGAUUUCCACCGAUGCCAAUGCAGCAGCAACAACAACAGUAUCAACAUAAUCAACCACCACAAGUAGGUCAAGUUAGUUUGGCACAACCAACUGGUUACUCUUCAUACGGAGUAGGUCAACCAACACCUCCGACCACUCAAAUGAUCUCGCCACCACCACCACAACAACAGAAUAACAACACAACAUAUCCACCAUCUACCAAUAAUUAUACUCCAACAGCACCACCACCUGUAGCAGCAACACCAACAGCAGCAGCAGCAGCACCAACAACAGUUUCAACAUCAAAGCGUCAGUAUGUAGUUGAUGCAGAUAACAGUGCAAUGUUGAGUAAUGCAAUGGGUAAUCUCAAUGUCAAUAAUAGUAGUAAUCAUCAAUAUCCAACAACAACAACAACAACACCAUCCAAUCCACAACCAACUGGUUAUCCAACAUCACCAACUACCUAUCCAGUUGCAUCGAAUCCAAUGCCACCAACUACACAACAGCAGCAGCAACCAUAUGGAUAUCCAGUUGCUUCGAAUCCAACAAUGCCACCAACACCAACACCACCAACAACAACAACAGUUUCAAAUCCAACACCAACCUAUCCAGUUGCAUCUAAUCCAAUUCCACCAACUACCCAACAACAACAACAACAACCAUAUGGAUAUCCACAACAACAACAGCAACAACCAGUACAAGGAUAUCAACAAGCAUAUCCACAACAACAACAAUAUCAACAACCACAACAAUAUCAACAACAACAACAAUAUAAUAAUAUACAACCAAUGCCAAAUCCAAUGCAAAUGGCAACACAACCAGUAAGCAAUGUUCCAUAUCAUCAAGCACCAACACCAUCACACCAAUACACUGAACAAGUUGUACCAACACCAGAGAAUCUCUGUCCAAAGUCAUAUAUGAGAAUGUCAAUGAAUGCAAUUCCACACCAAGCAUCCACUCUCUCAAAGAUUCAUAUUCCACUUGGUUGUACCAUUCAUCCAUUUGCUAAUGAUGAAGCUAAUCCAAUUCCAGUGAUUUCAUCUACCAUUGUUAGAUGUAAGAGAUGUCGUGCAUACAUAAAUCCAUUCAUCAGUUGGAUGGACGGUGGUGGUAGAUGGAGAUGUAACGUCUGUGAUAUGAUUAAUGAUACACCACAAGAUUAUUUCAGUCCAAUCGAUUUAACAACAGGUAAACGUGCAGAUAUUAAUACAAGACCAGAGUUGGUAAGAGGAUGUGCAGAGUUUUUAGCUACUAGUGAAUACACAAUUCGUGGUCCACAACCACCAUCCUAUUUCUUUGUGAUCGAUGUUUGUUAUGAAUCAAUUGUUUCGGGAAUGUUAAACUGUGCAAUCGAAUCUAUUAAAGCUUCUUUAGAUAAUAUGCCAGGUGAUUCUAGAGCAAGAAUUGGUAUCUUGACUUUUGAUGAUUCAUUACAUUUUUAUAAUUUAAAGUCUAGUUUUGGCAGACCAAAGAUGUACGUCGUAACGGAAAUGGAUAACAUCUUUGUUCCACCAUACGAAGAGUUUUUGGUUAACCUCAAAGAAUCACGUACUAUCAUCGAUUCAUGUUUAGACCUAAUCAAACAAAUGGAAAGAAAAACUCAAAAAGUUGAAUCAUGUCUUGGUUCUGCACUUAAAGCUGCUCUUCAAAUUUGUCAAGGAGUAGGUGGUAAAAUUGUUGUAUUACAAAGUUAUAUUCCAAGAGGACCGUUCGGUAAGUUACCGAUUAGAGAGUUCCAAUCGGUUUUGGGUACCAAGAAGGAGACUCAAUUGUUACAACCACAGGAUGCCGGUGAUUUCUACAAGGAUUUAGGUUUGGCAUGUUCAUCGCAUCACUUGUCGGUCGAUCUGUUUUUGUUUGCCACUGGCUACGUCGAUGUUGCUUCGCUCCAGUGUUUGCCACAGAUCACCGGUGGUGAGUUGUUCUACUUCCCUGCGUUCAUUGCAUCGCGUGACGGCCAGACUUUUGCUGCCAACUUGAUGCAUACGCUUACACGUCCGACCGGUUGGGAGAGUGUGAUGCGUGUGCGUACCAGUCGUGGCAUCUCAACGAAUGUCUACCACGGAAACUACUUCCUCAAGUCGUCGGACUUGCUCUCACUGCCAACCGUCGACGCCGACAAAUCGUUCACUCUCCAGAUGGGCAUCUCUGAUACCAUCACCUCCAAGUAUGUAGCUAUCCAAACGGCACUGUUGUACACUCACUCCUGUGGUGAGAGACGUGUGCGUGUGCUGACUGUUAGCGUUCCCGUUGUGCAUACCUUCCCAGAGUUGUUCAAAUACGCUGAUAUCGCUGUGGUCACUAGUUUAAUUUCAAAGAUGGCCAUCGAUAAAGCGUUGGCUAGCUCGUUAUCGGACGCACGUGAAGCGAUCGCCAACAAGUGUGUCGAUAUUCUCACUGCUUACAAGUCGACUUUGUCGUCGGGAGCAGCGUCGUCGUCGUCGGUGACACUCUCACCACAGACACCCAAGUUGCUGUUGCCCGAGUCACUCAAGCAUCUGCCAUUGUACGUUGUCGCCAUGGUCAAGAAUAUCGUGUUCACCUCGAAAGCGACGAACCCCGAUAUCCGUGCUUACUUUAUGCAUCGCAUGAAGGUGGUCGAUCUCACCAGUUGUCUCAACUUUUUCUACCCACAAUUCUACUCGUUGCUCAGAACCGCGCAACAGACCGACCAGACCACUGGCGAGCCGUUGCCAAGCACCUCAAUUGUACCGACCACUCUGAAACUAUCGUCCGACCAACUGUCAAGAGCCGGCAUCUUUAUUUUGGUGAAUGGAUUCGCCAUCUAUAUGUAUGUUGGCGAGGCAUGUCCACCUCAGACCGUCUUUGAUGUGUUUGGCUGUGAUUUCGCAUCGCUCGAUCCAAUGACAUUCCAAGGUCUGUCGAUCUUUGACAACGAACAAUCGAGAUACGCACGCAAAGUUAUUGAAAUGGCAAGAGCCAACUACUCUGAGUAUCAGCGAAUCAUUUUGGUGAAAUCCAACGACAGACAACUUAACCCAGAGUUCACCUCACUAUUGAUUGAAGAUCGUACACUAGAAGGUGGAUCCUACUAUGAAUUUAUUUUACAACUUCAACAAAGAAUUCAAAAAAAUUAA